Cygnus olor (mute swan) is the source of this 622-nucleotide messenger RNA. Its product is annotated as dynein light chain 2, cytoplasmic-like. Gene Ontology annotation, molecular function: dynein light intermediate chain binding; dynein intermediate chain binding. The coding region runs from base 125 to 394 and encodes 89 amino acids. Gene Ontology annotation, biological process: cilium assembly; microtubule-based process. Gene Ontology annotation, cellular component: cytoplasmic dynein complex. The transcript has 2 exons. NCBI's taxonomy places the organism in Eukaryota, Metazoa, Chordata, Aves, Anseriformes, Anatidae. The record is from RefSeq and is a predicted model, not a curated record.
CGCCGUGAAGCGGGCGGGGCUGGGCCUGCUGCGGGGCCCUGAGGGAGCGGGGGGGUGCGGGGCCCGGCGCGGGGCACCCAGCCGGGUACCCAGCCGCUGCCGUGAGGUGUUAGGCGCGGGGGCCAUGGGGGAGCAGAAGGCGGUGAUCAAGGACACGGACAUGGCGGAGGAGAUGCAGCAGCAGGCCGUGCAGUGCGCCGUUCUGGCCGUAGAGAAGUACGGCCUGGAAAGAGAAAUUGCCGCCCUUAUAAAGAGGGAGUUUGAGAAGAAAUACAGCCCCACGUGGCCCUGCGUCGUAGGAAGGAAGUUCGGCAGCUACGUGUCCCACGAGACCAAGCACUUCAUCUUCUUCCUCGUGCGCGGCCUCAACGUGCUCCUGUUCAAAGCUGGCUGAGCCGUGCGUUGCUCGCAGAGCCGCGCGUGCUGCGGGGCGGCACGCCAACAGCGACACGUACAUCGGUGGACGUGUCCUCGCCGGGGACGGAGACCUUGGCACGGGUACCAUCGGGGGCAUUCCUGCUGGUUUUGCUGCGUUUAGGGGAGAAAUAGCCCCAGAAGUCCUUUGUAUUUAUUUUCUUUCCAGAGUCAGCUUCUUAGUUAAUAAAAACGUUACGUGUUUUAA